Molecule: messenger RNA, 1660 nt
Organism: Syngnathoides biaculeatus (alligator pipefish)
Lineage: Eukaryota; Metazoa; Chordata; Actinopteri; Syngnathiformes; Syngnathidae
Gene: ostm1
Product: osteoclastogenesis associated transmembrane protein 1
Exons: 6
Coding region: 118-1032 (304 amino acids)
Cellular component (GO): cytosol
Source: RefSeq, a predicted model, not a curated record
CUUCACCGUCGGAUCUCGCGAGAUUUUCAACAGUCACAUGAUCCCCAAACCCAAAUCCGGAAGUGAUGGAUGCUAUGAGGCAGACGAGCAAAUCCUGGCGCGUUUAAGUUCUCAAACAUGCCUCUUUACCACCACAACGCAUUUUUAACCGCGUGGGUGUUGUAUGUUUCCACGGUGGCGUCAAGCGAAGGAGCCAACACCACACUCUCCGUGUCGGGAGCGGUCGAGUCGCCGCUUUUCAAGCCGGCGGCGCCGGCGCCGCCGGAAGACCCCCCGGCCCCCGUCAGCCUGCUGCUGUCCGCCUUCCCGGACGACCUGGAGGUGAGCGACCACUGCAGCGAGCUGCUGCGCCUCUUUGGCCAACGUUACGUGGCCUAUGUCAACUGCCUGGUUCCGGCGGCGCGGCCGGUUAAAGUGUGCCAGAACUGCUUCGGCGCCUACGGCAGCCUGGUGGCCACCUAUGCGAACAUCUCCUCAGAGCAGUUGGGUCCUGGCAAUGAGAGCUGCAGAGACAGCUUGCUGCGCAGCGACCGUCUCAUGGUGGUUUAUCUGCUCUUCGACAACCUGCAGGACCUGUGGACCAAGUCAGCCUGCGACAACUGUAUCACGGACCGAUUCCGCAGCCUCACCAAUGACACGCUGUACUUCAUGUCCACCCUCAAUCAAACUCUCACCUGCUUUGAAAGAUACCAGCAGGGCAACCACACGGAGCUGUGUAAAAACUGCAAAGCCGCAUAUAAGGGCCUCAAUGAGCUGUACAGCAGGAUGGAGAAGAAUGACACCAUGUGUAUUGACAUUGAAGAUGGGAUGAACAUGACCCGCAAGCUGUGGAGUAAGAACUUCAAAUGUUCCCUUCCCCGGGAGGAGACGGUGGCCGUCAUCGCCGUUUCCAGCUUCAUGCUCUUUCUGCCCAUCAUUUUCUACUUGAGCAGCUUCCUUCACUCAGAACAAAAGAAACGCAAGCUCAUACACCCCAAGAGAGCAAAGUCGUACGCCUCCAGCCUGAUGAACAUUCAGGACAAGCAGAGCUGACGGCGGACGCCGCUGAGGAGUUGACGUUGACUACGUUUCGGAGGUUUGCGGUGACGACAGGCUGAAUUUGCAUUUCAGUAUUUAAACGCGCGCGUUGCUUUCGUGUCAAAUGCACUGGAGUUUUCAAUGUACAUAAUUUGAGUUUGCUUCCGCAGCAUACUUUAUCCUGAACUUGAGAGACUUUUUAAAGCAUUUGUAGCCAAAUAGAGAUAUUAAAUUAAGAUAUUUUCCCUUUUGUGGUAUCAGUGGACUAUAUUUAGGAAGCUGUUUAUUAUUCUUUGGAUGAAAGAAAACACAACUUUGGGGUCCACAACAUACUGCAAAAGUCAACAGUUUUAAGUGUGUAUUUUGAUGAUAAUGUGUACAUUUUUAUCAUAAUAGGGCACAUGGAAAAGUCUAAAGAACCUGUUUAUGAAGUUGAACAGAAAGCCUCGUUUUUGGUUUGAUGCAGCAAUAUGAGCCUUGUGAAAUUGACCCUUUUUUUUUUUUUUUUUUACUGUGGCAUCUAACCUGGGUUCAAAAUUUGAUGAUCAUUUUGAGGAUUUGCCACAAAAAAUUGGCCUGUUCAUCCCUCCUUGCUGCUUUACACCAGCUAUGUACAAAUCACGAAUAAAUCCGAGCAAAAGUC